CCUCUACGCGGUGGUUUAUACCACACAGCCCGCAGUCGCACCUCGCGCACCGCUCGUUGGACACGCCACUGGAGCGAACUGGAACUAUCUGCUUUUUUUCAAAAUGGCGGCUCUAACGCUGUGCCUUUUGGCGGUAUUGUGCAGUUUGCUACAUCAAGGUUCAGCCAUCGUGUGCUACCAAUGCAACAGCCACAAUGACUCCCGCUGCCUCAUGGACAAGCUGCCCGACUCUCUUCGCAAGGAGUGCGGCUCCAAGGACACCAUGUGCAGGAAGAUCUCGCAGACCGUAGAGUUCGAGAUGAACGGCAUGCCACCGGACAGCAGGGUCAUCCGAGGGUGCGGCUGGGACGAGAGCAACUACAAGGGACGUUGCUACCAGCGCUCAGGCUUCGGCGGUCGCCAAGAAGUGUGCUCCUGCCUAGAAGACGGCUGCAACUCGGCCACAGCACCCGUAGCCGCCACACUGCUCAUGCUGCUCAUCGCCGCAGUCUUCAGGUUCUAGAAACGUCUAGAAGGUUCGAUUAGAGUAGGGCAAUGCUCGAUAGGUAGUCUAGUCGUUUAAAAUUGCUCUGUACUAGUAAAUUUAUUCGAUAGCGAGACGUGACGUAUGCGUUUGCGUUAAGUCUCAUUUUGUAUGGGAUUUUCAGUUUCCAAAACGUCUCGCUUGGCGCGCUGUUUCUAAAUCCCAUACAAAAUUAGACUUAACGCAAACGCGUACGUCACGUCACGCUAUCGAAUAAAUGUACACUAGGGGUACUGAUGAGUGUUUUGAAGGUUGCCGACUAAAAAGUUUAUGCAUAUUCAGGUCAUACACAGCUAGCCAUUAGAUUCACGACUCUUCUGUGGAUGUAGCCGAUGUUAAGGUCAAUAAAGCCUUAUUCUCUGAUCGGAAAAAGCCCAUAAACAAUAAAGUACACAGGAGUAACGCCUUUUACAUAAACCUGUGUGAUAAAAUCGUUUUUUACCUUUACCUACGCACAAAAGCUGUUAACUAUUGUCCAAAGUAGUGUUUUGUUAGCAAUCCUAUAUGGGCCCAUGUUUUUUUUUGGUGUCGUUUUUGUUUUUCGUUAGAUUUGGUUUUGGUUAGUUUGAAGAGCUCCUCGUUCUGGGGGGGUUAUUCCCACUAGUUACCACCAAGUUGUUACCAGGGUUUACCAGGGAAGGGAUUUUUUCCCCACCUUUUACCACUGGUAACUACUGGGAAAAAAAUCCCACUAGUUACCACCAACUUGGUUUGGUGGUAACUACUGGGAUUUUUUUCCCAGUAGUUACCACUGGUAAAAGGUGGGAAUUUUUUUCCCCAGUAGUUACCACCAAAAUUUGGUUAGCGUUCAAUACUACAGUAAUAAAACAGUAAAAAUAGUAUAGUAUAAAUAAGGGUGCUUUAAUAAAUAAUCUUCCAUUGAGUUACGAAAAUACCUUUCAUAAGUUAGUGGAAAAUUAUUUGUAGAACAUACGGUGAAAUUAAGCUCAUAUUGUACAGAAUAGGGAACUCUAUAUAACGAAAUUUAUAGUCAUCUGAUUAAAAAUUCGGCCCAUAUCAGGUUUUCAUGUAUAAUUUUCAAAGUUGUAUGAACAAAAUCGGCAAUUUUUAGUAGCCACGCUGAAAAUGUUACUAAGUUUCUAAAAUAAUUGACACUGUUACACGUUUUCAAAAUGUUACCAAGAGAUCCCGCCGCGUUAGCCUUGUUGGUAUUAUUAGAUGUUUAAAUAGAUUAUGUGUUCGUUCGUUCGUUCGUUUUGUAUGAUCAAAAUCGGCAAUUUUUAGUAGCCACGCUGAAAAUGUUACUAAUAGUUGCUAAAAUAAUUGACACUGUUACACGUAUUCAAAAUGUUACCAAGAGAUCCCGCCGCGUUAGCCUUGUUGGUAAUAUUAGAUGUUUAAUAGAUUAUGUAAUUUAUUUGAAUGGUUCUCAAUGUUCUCAUUCUAUGUGUUCGUUAUGUAAGUUACAUGUUAAGUUAGUUAGCGAGCUGUACAUAGAUGGUAAACGAUGAUAAUUGAUGAUAAUGUCACUGUAACUGUCAUUCUGUUAAACGCCAACACUGUAAAGUUUAUUGUGAUUAUUUGUUGUGUUUGUGUUUUGCUAUUAUAUUUAUUAGUUUUUCA
Cydia pomonella (codling moth) is the source of this 2107-nucleotide messenger RNA. RefSeq lists its product as uncharacterized. The record is from RefSeq and is a predicted model, not a curated record. The transcript has 3 exons. Gene Ontology annotation, biological process: sleep; regulation of synaptic transmission, cholinergic; positive regulation of voltage-gated potassium channel activity. Lineage: Eukaryota; Metazoa; Arthropoda; Insecta; Lepidoptera; Tortricidae. The coding region runs from base 104 to 502 and encodes 132 amino acids.